Schistosoma intercalatum is the source of this 3966-nucleotide messenger RNA. The record is from the annotation of a GenBank genome assembly. Lineage: Eukaryota; Metazoa; Platyhelminthes; Trematoda; Strigeidida; Schistosomatidae.
AUGUGAACCACAUCGGAGAGUUUUCUCAAGGCGCCUGGUUCAACUGUGACCUCGAAGCUCAAGACUACUUAUUCUGAAGCAAAAAACUGACAACAUCAGUUGCUGAUCGGAUAUCCGUUGGUUGAGCACAACUUAGUUCAUACAAAGUCGACUAUCUGAAGGUUAGAUUCAUUUAAAUAAUAUUGUUUAGAUCAAUUUCUAAUGAAUAAUCCAAUUGAACCGUGCGAAUCUGUUGCAAUUAAUGACACGUCCACUUUGCAAAACACUGUCAAAGAUUUAUGUCAUAGGCUUGAGAAAAACCCUUUCGAUUAUAAUGCACACGUACAACUCAUCGAGUGUCUUCGAAAAAUAGGCGAUUUCAAGAGACUCAAAACUUCGCGUGAACGUAUGCACGAAACCUAUCCACUUACCCCAGCACUGUGGCUUCAAUGGAUCGAGGAUGAGCUUAAUAAUGCUUCUACACUUGAAGAAAAGCGACGAGUGGAAAUUCUUUUUAAACGUGCGAUUGAUGAUUAUGAAGAUAUCAAUGUGUGGUUGGAAUACUGUCACUUCGCAAUCUCUACUUCGGAUUUUAGUUCUGUGGAUAGUAUAAAGCAAGCGGAAGUCAUUUUUGAAUCUGCUUUGUCACAUCAAGGACUUAAUGUUGUUGGGGGUUCGAUGCUAUGGGAGAUCUAUCGUGAAUAUCUCACUGUAGUGUGGUCUCAGCUACCACAAGAUCAUAAGGAAAUGAAACUAGAACAACUGAAUAAAAUGGACCGCCUAUUUCAGCGUCAACUCAGCAUUCCACAUUUGAAUAUGGAGGAGACAUUAACUGAAUAUAAGACUUUCCUGUCUGAUAUUGGUGUAGAACUAUAUCAACCAAGGGAAAAUUCAGAUUCCUUUGUACCACAAGAAAUGAAAACGGAAUAUGAGAAGGCUUUAGAGCGUUUAGCUGUUAUUUUACCAUUUGAGGAAUCCAUAGAAGAAUCUACUGACAAGUCAGAAGCGGAAUCUGUUUCCAGUUGGAAUACGUAUAUUGAUUGGGCGGUUCAUUGUGCAAAACGAAAAAAGCCUAAAACAUCUAAAAAUACUGAUAGUAAGAAUAAUGAGAACACUCCUAACAAUUUUGUUGUAUCACCUAAUGAGUUAUGCUGUCUUUUCGAGCGUGCUAUUACAGCACAUUGUUUAGAUACAUCUUUUUGGAUACGUUAUGCAGACUAUGUGGAAUCUCAGCUAGAAACGGAUGUUCUGCGUUUGCAAAAGUUAUUGUCUCGAUCAGUUCGUAAUUGUCCUUGGUGUGUCGAGUUAUGGCAGCGUUAUGCAUUAGUCACUGAAGCUGUGAUUCUUGAAAAUAUUUCAUUCAAAUCAAAUACCAAUGGGACACAACAGGAAUCUGUUUCCAAUGAGUCUGAUCUAUUUAAAGAGGUUGAUGGUAUAUAUGAAACAGCUCUAGCAGCUGGUUUCACUAAUCCAGAUGAUGUAUUGAAAAUUUGGCGUAGUUAUUGUGAUCAUCAUUUGCGUAGACUUCUUUUAUUAGAUAAGAGUUCUUUAUCUUGGGAAUAUCGACUGUCAUUACUUCGAGCAACAUUUGGUCGAGCUAUAGAAUAUUGUUUUGAAUUAUUGCACUCUCAAUCAAAUGUUGAUUGGUCACUUUUAAAUUAUUAUGCAUUUGUUGAAGCAAAGUAUGUGGAAGAUAAAGAGCGUGCUCGUUCUCUUUGGACAAGUUUAAUAAAGUUACCUGGACAUGGGAGUCGAGCUGAAUACUGGAUACCUUAUAUUCAAUUUGAACAGACUUGGGGUGAUAUGAAAAAUUUACUUCGAAUAUGUGCUAUGGCUAUUAAUUCAAUUAAUUUUGACCAAUCAGAAUUAGUAUUUCAAGUGGUUUUACGUGCAGUUGGUGAAACUGGGGUACCUGUUAAACAAUAUAGAGAUAUUAUUACAAAAAUACAUGCACGUCGAGCUUCUUUAAUGGAGUCUGUUAAAGAUGUUCAGUCGACAAAGUCAGAUACUGAGAUACCAGUUAAAUUAAUGGAAACCAAUUUAUCUGGUUCAAGAAAACGAAAACUACCUGAUCAUCAAAAUGAUGCUGCCACGUUAAAAUCAGCCAAAGUAUCAAAACCUAAUCCUACUUCUCAUGGGACAUUUGUUCCACACGAUCCAUCGAAAAAUGAGUUUACAGUAUUUGUAAGUAAUCUUGAUUAUUCAGUCAGUGAGGAACAAAUUCGGCAUACUUUUGAAAAGUGUGGAAAUGUGACAUCUAUUCGUCUCGUACGUGAUUACGCUGGUCGGUCGAAAGGAUUCGCCUAUGUUGAGUUCGAAAAUAAAGAGUCUGUGAAAAAUGCACUUACACUGGAUAGACAAGGAAUUACACGUCCGACCUCAGAAAGUGUGCCAUGUGACUGUGAUAGCCAAAAACAAAAAGAAGAGGAUAAUGCAACAAUUCCAAAACCACCUAAUUGUUAUGAUCGUCCAAUGUUUGUAUCGAUAUGUGAUCCAAGCAGACUUAAAUCAUGUGGAUUUAAAUAUACGGUUGGCAAAAAAGAACCUGAAAAGUUAUUUGUGCGAAAUUUAGAUAAAGCUGUAAAAAAUGAAGAUUUGGAAAAGUUAUUCAAGCAGUAUGGAAAUAUUGUGAGUAUUCGUCUAGCAACAUAUCGUAACGGUGUCCCAAAAGGUCAUGCCUACAUUGAAUUCACGAAUGCAGAUGAUGCCAGUAAAGCGUUAGUUGCCACAAAUGGCUUAGAAUUCAGAAAUAAAAUAUUGUCAGUAUCUAUUAGUGAACCACCUGUACGUGAUGGAAGUGGUUCGCAAGGCUGUAAAUCAAUUACAUCAGAAGAAAAAAAAGUGUUCAAAACCCCCCAAAUUAUUAAUUUGAGUGGUUCUCAUCCCGUCGGAACUAGUGUACGGAAAUCACGAACGCAGUUAGAAUUUUUGCCUCGUGCAGUUCAUCGAACACGUGAAAUUCAAGAUCAAGUGUCAGAAAGUAAGAUGGAUACUGGAACUAUCGACCCUCAAUCAUCCACCGUUACUGGUAGUAAGGAUAAUGAUUGCCACGGUGAAAGCUUCCGCGGUUUACAACUAAUUCUAUUUCGGUUGAUAUUUUUGCUGAACUACUCAAACUGUAGACAAUUUUUCUCGAAGUUCUUGAAAAUGUCCUCAAUUCCACGUGUGUCAAAUGAUUCAACGUCUUCACCCGAAGAUAACAUUUUCGUAGAUAAAGGAGAACUCUUGCGAGAAGAAUACGCUAACCUAAGCAAUGAGAUUGAAGCAAUUUCCGAAGAAAUAUUAGACAUACAAAGUGAAUUAAUACUUACUGAGCAUUCUAUCCAAGAACAAGAAGUUAAGAAUAAUGAAUAUAACUCCUAUUUGGAGAAGAAGCAGUCGAAACGUUUGAAAAAUACAAUAACGUUAGAAGAUUAUUAUUUGUUUACUGUGAAUGAAUUAGAGAGAGACAGAGAUGAAAUGUUGACUAUGUAUGCUAAAAAAAAGUCUGAAUUGCAGGAUGUUUUACUACAGGAAAAAAAACUCCUGAAACAUGUCAAAGAAGAAUUAGUAUCAACAGCAGAUAUUCAAUUAAUUCGUAAAAAACAAGAAGCAGAAAUUGAACGCUUAGAAAAAGAAAUAAGAGCUACCCGCAAUUACCAAUCAGAAAAACUUCAACAGUUUAAAGAGAUAUCUGAACAAAAACAUUUGGAGUUGGAAAAAGAAGCUAAGAUUAUCUUGGAUAACGUGACUGAAAAAAGUAAAAAGGUUUCAAACAAACUGAUCGUUGAACAUGUUAAUAAGAUAUGUAAAGAAAAUGAGGAAUUGUAUAAGGAUAUCCUAAAUAAAUCAGAAUUAAUAAAAGCUAUGGAAGCAGAAAAAUCGAACUUGGAGAAACAAAAUGAAGAGGUCAGACAUAAUCAGGUGUUUUCCAAGGACUUGGAGUAUGUUGAAUAUAAACGUUGCGAAGGCUUGUCACAACUGAAAAGUUUAUCACCACAGAAAUAA